Colletotrichum phormii is the source of this 674-nucleotide messenger RNA. RefSeq lists its product as uncharacterized. Bases 96 to 629 code for a protein of 177 amino acids. The transcript has a single exon. The record is from RefSeq and is a predicted model, not a curated record. NCBI's taxonomy places the organism in Eukaryota, Fungi, Ascomycota, Sordariomycetes, Glomerellales, Glomerellaceae.
CCGAAAAGAGCCUCCGUAAAUUUUGAGCUGCUUUGUCACAUGUCCGCUAGACAUUGACCACCCGUUCGCAAUAUCUACUUCCCGUUUCUCGUAGGAUGAGGCUGGUGGGCGAGUUUGUCUUGUCACCUCCCACACCUACAGAUACUUCUAUCUCCCACCAACACGAGAGCCACGAGCACCGAAUAGGAACAAGCAAGUCCUACACGGGGGCGAGACGAGACAUAUGCCUGCCAGCAUACCUACCUACCUGCAUACAAGCACGGGGCAUACCUACAGCCAGAUAUUUCGCCUUUCGCCUAUCUACCAUAUGCACCAUCCUCGCCCGCCCAACCAAACAAUCAUACUGCAAGUCGCCCAAAACCACCAAGACAAAACGUUCUAGACUCUCAACCGCCCCCGACCCCUUUCCUACCGGUCCCCGGUUCCCGCCAACACGCCGGUGCCGUCCGUCGCACAGCAUGAGCUGGUACAUGACAGGCAUGCACGAAACGCCAAAUCAGACAGCUCCAGCGACCGCCCAUUCCCUCCCCCGCAAAAUGCACGGCACGGCGUUUGGACCCUCGAUGGUGCAGUUGUUCCAGUCCUUUCGGCGUGUCAGUGCAUGUGUGCUUGUACUGUGCGUGUGGUAGCAGCGGUAGGUAAGGAAGCACCAGUGCCGGGCCACCUUGUCGUUC